AUGAGCGCCCUCAACAACUUUAUAAUUGCUGCUGAUCAGCUGGUUGCAUUUUGCACCAAUUUCGAAACGAUUUCUUUAGUAGAUCAAACUCCUUCUAAAUUAGAAGCAUCAAAAAUAGAAUUAAAGGACCUUUGGGUUGAAAUUAAAAGUCGCUAUACAAUUUGUUUACUUCCCACUCCCGAGGGUGAAGAAGAUUUAUCAGAUUCAGAUAUCGAAUCUGUUAAGGCAAAGUAUCUCUUAUCUGGAAAUACAUAUAUACAAUGUUUAAGUGAAAUGAUCGAGUCAAUUAAAAAACUAAAUAUAAUAAAAGCCGAUUUACAAACUUUCGCCCCUAGUCAAGCUUCGGUAUCUGGAACUGCAGCUCUUUCGAUAAUUCAAACUGUGCCUCCAACUGAAUUUCAAUCUGUACCUCCACAAUCUGCAGAGAUUCACCAGGAUCAACAUCUUGGUUCUACAAAUGGUGUCAAAGUACCUGCUUGCGACACCGACAUAUUUUACGGUGAUUACUUAACUUGGCCAUCAUUUAGAGAUAUUUUUACAGCUGUCUAUAUAAAUCACCCUAAAUUAUGCUCAGUUCAAAAGUUAUUUCAUCUUCAUUCGAAGACAAAAGGAGAGGCAAAUAAUAUAGUUUCAAGAUUCCCCCUAACCGCAGAUAGCUUUAACCUAGCAUGGGCAGCUUUAACUGAUCAAUUUGAAAACCAAAGAAUCAUUGUGAAUAAUCAAUUAAAAAAUCUUUUUAAUUUAUCAAGUGUGUCAAUAGAAUCCGGAAAGGGUGUUCGAAAUUUACAACGCGAAAUAAACGACAGUCUCUCAAUUCUUAAGGCGCAUAAAGUUAAUACAGAUCAUUGGGAUCCUAUUAUUGUGUAUUUAUGUUCCAAUAAGCUUCCGGAAAAAACACUUUCUAUAUGGGAACAAACAUUAGAAAAUCCUAGAGAUAUUCCAUCCUGGUCCGCAAUGGACAAUUUUCUCACAAAUCGUUAUAGAGUGUUAGAAACAGUUUCCGAUAUAAAGUGUCAAUCAAAAUUAAAGGAAUCUACAAAUAAAUUUAAAUUUUUUAAAUCAAACAAUGAUAAAACUCAACAACAUCGAUCGUUUCAUACCAAUGCAAAAGGCUAUAGUUGCAAACUUUGCAAUAAUAAUCAUCCCAUUCGACUCUGUCCAACUUUCAUUCAAUUGCCCAUUCCAGAUAGAAUUUCGAAACAAAAUUGCCAAAGCAUUCAUACCUGCAUAUACUGCAAGCAAAAGCAUCAUACGAUGCUCCAUAUCCCUACUGCAUCGGAUUCUCAACUUCAAUCCAUUUCGCCUAAUCCUUCUUCGUUAAAUACGGGAUCAGAAGUCACUUUUAUUUCUGAAGCAGCUCAAAAAAGAUUGAGUUUACCGGUGCGAUCGAUACAAGCAAAAAUAUCUGGCAUAGGUUCUGCUACCACCGCAACUGCUUCAAAAAUGUGUUCGUUCCUAUUAGGAUCAAAACUAAAUCCUGAUUUUAGUCUUUCAACAAAUGCGUUAGUGUUAAAAAGUCUGACAGGUAAUCUACCAACUGCCACUAUAAUUCAAAAGGAAUCUUUGGCUCCAUUUGAUUUCGUAUUAGCUGAUCCUUAUUAUUAUGAAAGCUCGAAAAUAGAUCUUUUAAUUGGAAUGGAUAUAUAUCCCUCAAUUAAGAGAUACGUUCAUGUUCAACUUUCAUUUUUUAAUGCAAUUUCGUUGGAUAGACAAAUUCAGAAUUUCUUUGAAAUUGAAAAUAUUCCUGAUUAUAAGCCUCUCUCCGAAGAAGAUAUAUUUUGUGAAAAAUUGUAUUCCACGACAACCUCGAGAGGUGCUGAUGGUCGUUACACAGUCCGACUUCCUUUCAAAGAUCCCACUCCAGCAUUAGGUCAUUCUCGUGACAUAGCCUUCAAACAAUUCCAGCGCAUGGAAAAAUCUUUUGAAAAAAAACCUGACCUGUAUGUUAAGUACAAUCAAGUGCUGGAAGAAUAUUCUUCAUUGGGACAUAUGGAAGAGGUUUUAUCCGAUGAAAUCAUAUAUGAAAACAGAGUGUGCUCAUUCUUUCUGCCUCAUCAUGCGGUUAUAAAACCAGAUAGCAUUUCAACCAAAAUUCGAGUUGUUUUCAAUGCGUCUAAUAAAUCCAGCACUGGUGUCAGUUUAAACGACUUAUUGCACACUGGCCCUGUGUUACAAUCUGACUUAACUACCUUAAUUUUGAAUUGGCGUUUGUAUCGAUAUGUGUUCAAUGCAGAUAUCGAAAAAAUGUAUCGUCAAAUUAGAGUUGACUCGGAACACACUCCGUAUCAACGAAUUUGGUACCGAAAUCCCGCGAAUGAAGACAAUCAAGUAAAAACUUAUGAGUUGAAAACAGUAACGUUUGGUGUUAAUUGUGCACCAUUUUUAGCUAUUCGGACACUACACAAACUAUCUGAAGAUGUGCAAUAUACCUUGCCUCUUGCUUCUACAAUUUUGAAAGAAGAUUUUUAUGUCGAUGACGUCUUGUCCGGUGCACAUGAAAUUGAUUCUGCAUUAAGAGCACAACAAGAGUUGAUCGAAGCUUUAGAGUCUGCAGGCUUUCCGUUAAGAAAGUGGACAUCCAAUUGUCAAGAUCUUCUUAACAAUAUUCCAAAGGCUCAUCUUUUAAAUGAAAAUAUUUUAAAUCUUGAAGAUAAAAGUGUUUCGAAAACACUUGGCAUACGAUGGAAUGCAAAACUUGAUGCAUUUCAAUUUUUCUUCAAAACAUUAGCAUCUGAUAUUGGUCUUACCAAAAGAUCAGUGAUUUCUAUAAUUGCACGAUUAUUUGACCCUGCCGGCUGGCUAGCCCCAGUCAUUAUCACUGCAAAGAUCAUAAUGCAGCAAGUCUGGCGUGACGGCACGUCAUGGGACCAAGAAAUUGCGCCGCUAACGUGUCGCCGCUGGAAAUUAUUUUUAACUUCCUUGCCAUUUAUAGAAAGAAUACAAGUCCCUCGAUGGCUACAAUAUGACCCAACAAAACCAAUUCAAAUUCACGGCUUUUGCGACGCUUCAGAGCAUGCAUACGCAGCAGCCUUUUACUUACGCGUUCAAACCAGUGAAAAUAGUUGGUCUUCGAAUUUAAUAUGCUGCAAAAGUAAAGUAGCCCCAGUUAAUCAACUGCCUUUGCCUAGGCUAGAACUAUGCGGUGCUUUUCUCUUAGCAAAACUUUUUACAAAGGUUAUAUCCAAAUUAAAAUGUCCUAGUAAUGAUCUAUAUUGUUGGACCGAUAGUUCAAUAGUAUUGGCUUGGUUAGAUAAACCAGCCUGUACAUGGAAAACCUUCGUGGCUAACCGCAUUUCUCAAAUUCAAACAGAUCUUCCCCAUAUAAAGUGGAGUCAUGUUCGGUCAGCUGAUAAUCCUGCUGACUUGGCAACCAGAGGUAUUUCACCGAUAGAGCUCCAAAAUAAUAAUUUAUGGUGGAAUGGUCCUUCUUGGCUCUGCCAGCCCCAGUCUCUUUGGCCUCAGUCUCUUUUAAAAACUGCAGGCGAAGAUGAUCUGGAGCGGCGAGCAAUUAAAGUUUACACCAGUUCGAUUGUAUCAAAUGUUGAAACAGUAAUUAGUAGAUUUUCUUCGUGGUCAAGACUAUUACGAGUGAUGAGUUAUGUCUUUCGAUUUUUCCAUCUAACACACAAAAAGCAUAAAAAGUUCUUUCGAUAUACAACAACAACCGUUUCUAAGCAUGAAAUGGAUCAUGUGAAAGGACUCGUCAUUUGCUUGACCCAACAUCUUUAUUAUCAACCUGAUUACGUUAAAUUCUUAAGAAAAGCACCAGUUUCCAGCAAAAGUCGACUGCUGAACCUGAAUCCAUUUAUGGACAAAAACCAUAUAAUUCGUUCUGAUAGCAGACUCUCCUGUUCAACUCUUUCUUAUAAUGAAAAAUAUCCCAUCUUACUCCCUUAUCAAGCCGUAAUUUCCAGCCUUUACGUUAAUUAUUUGCAUCGUAUUACACUGCACGGUGGAAACCAACUUGUACUUCGAAUGGUUCGAUGUGAAUUUUAUAUACCAUACGUUAAAAAGUUAAUUAAAAAGUGCAUCCAUUUGUGUAAACCUUGUCAGAUACAAAGAAUGAAAUUGCAAACCCAAAUAAUGGGUGCCCUUCCAGUUGAACGAACCAUAAUCUCUUCUCCUUUCACUUACACAGGCGUUGAUUUUGCCGGCCCAUAUUUGAUAAAGAGCUUUUCUGGUAGAAAUUGUCGCAUUACUAAAGGGUAUGUAUGCCUUUUCGUUUGUUUUGGGACAAAAGCAAUUCAUUUAGAAGCCGCAAGUGAUUUGAGUACUGAUACCUUUUUAGGAGCAUUCAAUCGAUUUAUUUCUCGUCGUGGCUUGCCAAAAACGCUGUUCUCUGAUAAUGGCACCAAUUUUGUAGGUGCUAAUAAAGCCAUUUCAAGUGAUUUUAAAGCAUUUCUCGAAUCUGCCACAGAUGAAUUGUGUGAAAGAUACAAGGAUCGCAACCUCGAGUGGAAAUUCAUUCCACCUGGUGCUCCACACAUGGGAGGGAUUUGGGAAGCAGGAGUAAAGAGUUUUAAACUUCACUUUAGAAAAAUAGCUGGAACCAACAAAUUUACUUUCGAAGAAUUUUCAACGCUUCUAGCUAAAGUUGAAGCUUGUCUGAACUCAAGACCCAUUUCUCCUAUUACCGAAAACCCAGCUGAUAUUCUGCCCUUAACUCCAGGACACUUUCUCCGUGGUGGACCUUUAUUAUCGCCGUUAGAACCUGCUAUGGAUGAAAGUUCCCUAAGUUGUAUUAAGAGAUGGGAACGUGUUAAGAUUCUUCAUCAUCAAUUUUGCCGUAGGUGGAAGGAUGAGUAUCUUAAGGAGUUAAAUAAAAGAUACAAAUGGAAAUGUCCAAAACGGAACAUUAUGUUAGACGAUUUAGUCGUUAUAAGAGAUGAAAAUCUCCCCCCAAACGAAUGGCGUCUUGGCCGCAUUAUUAAGGUCUAUCUUGGACCCGAUGACAAAGUUCGUGUUGUAGAUGUGAAGACUCAAAAUGGAGUCAUAACUAGACCUAUUACAAAACUUUGCAUUUUGCAUGAACCUGAUUCUGAGCCUCAAUCUGAGCCAGAAUUCAAAUCUCCACCUGAACCUUCAAAUUGA
Episyrphus balteatus (marmalade hoverfly) is the source of this 5091-nucleotide messenger RNA. RefSeq lists its product as uncharacterized. The record is from RefSeq and is a predicted model, not a curated record. Bases 1 to 5091 code for a protein of 1696 amino acids. NCBI's taxonomy places the organism in Eukaryota, Metazoa, Arthropoda, Insecta, Diptera, Syrphidae. The transcript is spliced from 4 exons. Gene Ontology annotation, biological process: DNA integration. Gene Ontology annotation, molecular function: nucleic acid binding.